Vicia faba (fava bean) is the source of this 792-nucleotide messenger RNA. The record is from the annotation of a GenBank genome assembly. Lineage: Eukaryota; Viridiplantae; Streptophyta; Magnoliopsida; Fabales; Fabaceae.
AUGACUCUCUUUUCAAUCAAUGGUCCCAUAAAAUGUAACAACGGAAUAAUGCCAUUUUCUACACUACCCUACAAUCAUAUUUCCCUUCCUAGAAAGCUACGUACAAAUAUUCAUAAACAUGGAAACUCUCUUUCUCCAUAUUCAUGUCAAACUUCAACUCAAAAAAAAUUGUAUUCUAGAAAGCAAAGAGGGUUAUCCCUUUUUGCCUUUGAUGCUAAGAACUCAGAACCAAUGGGAGGAGAAGAUGAUGAUGAUGAAGCCCUAGAUGCAGUUAUGAAACUUUACUCUUCGUUUAAAAAUAAAAACAUGCAAGAAUUAUCUGACAUUCUUGCAGAUGAAUGUAGAUGUGUGUGCAAUUUCUUUUCAUUCUUCCAAACUUUCCAAGGAAAAUCGCAAGUGUUGGAAUUCUUUUCCAAUAUGAUACGUUUAUUUGGUGACAACAUUCAAAUUGUGGUGAAACCAAGUCUUCAUGACGGCAUGAAUGUUGGUGUUCAUUGGAAAUUUGAAUGGAACACUAUACAUGUUCCUUUAGGGAAAGGUUUCAGCUUCCACAUAUGCCAAACUUACCGUGGAAAGGCAGUAAUAAAAAAUAUUGAAAUGUUUAUGGAGCCAUUGCUACUCUUGGAACCCUUUAUGAGAUUGAAAAUGAAGACAAACCUCAAAGAAGUCUUUUUGCUAAGUUCAUUAAGGGGAGAAUCUGGCAAUAAUGCAAGAAGAUCAAUUUUAUGCACUGUGCUAGCUGUGUUAUCUCUGGCUGCCUUAUUAUUUUUCUUCAUGAAACUAGUUUUAUAG